UGAGAUGGCAGAAAGGAGGAGCCGCGCCUGAGGCCCGGAGGUGGGCGGAGCCCAGCGAAGAAGAGGCGCGACUGGCGCUGCCAGGGCCCGGACCGCGGUCGGUGGCCCUGUUCAGCCCGGAGACAGGGCAAGUGGACAAGCGGAGCGGCCGAAGCGAGUGGGAGACCGCGAAAACCCACGAGACGCGGGGCUGAUCCCGCUGCGGGUGGCGGGGAGUGCGGUCCUCCUGUUUCAGCGCCAGCAGGGCUCCUCUGAUGAUGAUAUACAAAGAAAGGAUCCUUUGAGCCGGGGCCCCCAUGACAUCUAAAGACAAAGACAUGGUGUCCUUGCCGGUUUCUCCCUGGGAUGCCAUCCUUAAGGCUGCCAAAGACCAGCUGCCAUCCCUGGAUUCAGACUCCUCCCCGUCUGACUGUGAGGAAGAAGAACCCUUCAUCUUUCAACGAAACCAGCCUGUCCUGAUUCCAGACCUGGCUGAGGAGCUGGCUGAAGACCCUUUUGGUAUUGAAUCUGGGACCUGGAUUGCUGUAGGGAGGAGUUCUUCACCUGAGCCACUUCUGAUUCCUGAGAGACUAGCCAUAGAACCCAGAAGUGGACAGAAGGUAAGACAGGAGGACUUGGCCCCUCAGGAAAGAGGAGGCCCUGGCUGGUCUCACCAGAGCUGUGUCAAAAUCAGCCCUGUUCUUGUGAAGGCUGAGGAGGACCCACCCUGGCUGGAAGGCAACCUUAGAAGCCUGUCUUACCCCAAAGGACCCCAGAGUCCCCCAUGGACUUCCCAGGGAGAAGAGGCCACCUUUCCUUUGGAAGGAAAGCUGAAGAUAGAGCCCACAAGUACUGACUUUAGAAACUCUACAAAGCUCCAAGCCCUCCGCAGGGAGAGGAAGAGGAUGAUAGAGAAGGAUAUCCUUCAGAAAGUGACCCAGACUGCCCAGAACCCAGCCUGUGGAGACCAGGGCCAGGCUGCAGAGUCAGGACCCCGGCCAGAAGCCUCCUCAGAGCAGCCUCGGGAAGGAUGUCCAGUGCUCUCACUCCAGCAACUGGAAGACUGGGAUUUGGAUUACAUCCUUCAGAGCCUGCCAGGGCGACAAGACAGCCAGGGUGACAGUGCUCCCAGAACUGCAUGGUGGUUAGCUGAACGCUACCAAAACCAAGGGCAUACCAGUGGACUAUCCCAGGACACAAUCCUGGAGCAGCUGGCCCUCCUGUGUGCCACUCAGUCCAGAGUCUGCAACCAUACCUGGAAGGUACCUGUUGACAAGCCCCAAGACCCAGAAGAACAGGAAGCCAGAAGCAGAAAUGCUUGGGCAGAGAGCAGGAGGCUGAAGACAGAGCCUCCCACCAUCUUCCUUGACCUACGGCAGACGGAGCCGUCAGAACCACAAGCGCGCCAGUCCCGGGAGAGCCCUGAACACAGCUCCUCUGACAGCGAGGAGGCAGAUGUGGAGACAGCAGGCCCAGGGCAGGGGCCAUCCUCCCAAGAACGGAGGGACUGUACUGGGAAGAGCCAGCUUCUCCAGCAGCUGAGGGCGUUUCGGAAGGGGGCUGUUCCAUCCCAUCGGUCCACCAGUGACAGUCCUAGAGGCCAGAAGGCUCAGGCCCCAGAAGAUACAGGAUCCCACACUAGGAGGAAGAAACACAUAAAACUCUGGGCUGGGAAGCAGAAAGCCCUGGAUCUAGGGGACCCUCUUGGGACACAGCCCGCCAGAGAGGUGCUGCUACCUGCUACGGGCCAGCUAUAUUCAACUCAGGUAAAGGACCUGAAAAGCAGGUCGGGUGGCAGAUUUCCAUCCACACAGCCCUGGUGCUCCCUCUAUAGUCAGCCUCUGGAGGCUGAGACCCUCGCUCUGGACCCCACCCAGCCAAUUUAAACAUAUGUAAACUUUUUUGUUGUGGUGGCAUUGGGAACUGUAUCCAGGAUACUACCAGAAGUUCCAACACCAGAAGUCACUCUGUGUGAAAUGCAGUGGUACCCACUCUCCCUCCCUGGUAUCCAGUGAAAGCUGUGUGACCAGCCAAGGCCUGACCCCCACAGGGAACACCUGAACUUCCUCUACCUGGUUACUUGCAAGCUUGCCCCCCUCCCCCAUCUCACCCCCAGACUCCAUCUUUAGGGUCUUUUGUACCUGCUUUCUCAGCCCCUUUGAUUUCAUGCCACCUCAUCUCUCCUGAGUCUUCCCCACCUGUUCUGUGGAUGAGCAGAGAAACCACUACCAAGGCAGGGCUUGGGUGGCAUGGCAGAGUUCAAGUCACAGGGCAGGAUACUUGGCAUCUGACAAAUGUUUUAGCAGUCAGCUGUGGUGGUGGUGGGAGUUGUCACUGCCAGCUGCCCUGCUGCUGAAGAUAGGCAAGGAUCUUAGUGUCAAGUCCUGAGCCACACAAAGGACAGACAGGUCCUAUGGCAGGAUCACAAACGGAUCACUGUUGUCACUGGUAGCCAGCAUCAAGCCCACAGUAUCCUGACCCACAGACCCUGUCUGAUAUGGCCGUAGGGACUGCACCAUUAAUCCCAACCCCAAGACAUAUCCUUUAGAAGCCGCGUGCAAGUCAGGCCUCCCCCAAGGCCACAGGCAGCCUCCCUGUGCGGGGCAGGCUGCCCUGUCCAAGUGCAAAGGUGCCUUGCUUGAACUCCAGGGCAGCAUGGCUCCCCGCUCUGCCCAGCAGCUUCUGCUUCAGCCACUUAGCCAUCAAGAACAAAAGUGCCUCACUGUUCCUAACCCUGCUUUCUCCCAGCCCCACCCCACUUGAUGUUAGAAAACCCGCUGGGAAUGAAUCCUAGUGAUAGGAAAUAAAUUCUGCUGCAAUUCCA
This is a messenger RNA of Peromyscus maniculatus bairdii (prairie deer mouse), 2803 nucleotides long. RefSeq names its product dynein axonemal assembly factor 8 (gene Dnaaf8). Lineage: Eukaryota; Metazoa; Chordata; Mammalia; Rodentia; Cricetidae. Gene Ontology annotation, molecular function: dynein complex binding. Gene Ontology annotation, cellular component: dynein axonemal particle. The record is from RefSeq and is a predicted model, not a curated record.